AGCAAACGUAUGAUAAGUGUAUUUCACGUCAUCACCGGUGAAAUGUAAACAAAAUGAAAAAUAUUUCAUAUUAGAUUUUCAAAUAUUUAGAAGUUAUAAGCAUACGUAGAAGAAUGUCGGAAAAGAAGAUUUUAUCAACUGUUUCAAAAACAUUGAUCAAAAAUGUCAUCAGACACACAGAUUCCCACAAUAAGGUUGUUGAGGAGUCUGAAAUGUGGAGACAAAGGGAAAAGGAACUCGGAAGGAAAGAAUCUCCUGGUAGCAGUUAUUCAUUCCUGAAAGAUCGUGGUGUAGAUAUGAGAUAUGAGUUUCCAACAUCAAGAGAUAGGAGAGCUCAUAUGGAUGAAGAACCAAGAAGUACAUACUGGAUGAAAGAAUUAUAUAAGGCAGAAGAGGCUGAUAACAAUAGAUGGGGUCACAGUGGAUAUAAGGAAAUGUACCCAGAACAUUUCUCUAGAAGUAACAGCAGUUCCAGCUCUGAGGAUAGACGGAAAGAUGAAAAACAUAGGGACAGGCAUAGGAAAAGUAAAAAAGUAAAAAGAAAGAAAAGCAGAAAAAGAGAACAUAGUGAGAGUGACACUGACUCUGAGUCUGAGGAUGAAAGAGAUAGAAAGAAAAGAAAAAAGAAGCAUAAAAGUAAGGAGAAAAAGAAGAAAAGAAAACACAAGAAACGAAGACACAGGGAUGAUAGCGAUAGUUGAUGAUAAUUUAAUUUUAGUUGUAAAAUAAUUUCAUGUUUUAAGCCUUAGCCUUCUGGCAACAACUGAUUCUACUAACCAAGAUCAGUUUGCAGCACAUUUUUGGUGUCUGUUCAUUGUCUGCAUUGUUUGCCAUACAUUUGUUAUUUAUUUUUAAAUUUUCCCUAAAAUAAAAAAUAGUUAUGUCCAGAUUGAAAACUGGACAAGUCCAUUAAUUUUAAGAUAUUUAGCAGGGUAAGGAUUAAAAAGAGUAUAAAGCUUAAUCUGGCAAAACAAAGUUUACAUUUUUCAGAAACUUUACGAUCACAUAGUUUUCAUGUUCUGGUGAUCAUACUUGGAGAAUGGUUUGAGAAAAAAAAAUGCAUUCACAUAUACAAGAAUCAUGCAAGAAAGCAGACUAAAAAGUUGGCUUACAGAAUAUUCAGCUGUUAUUUUUUUAGUAGGUCUAGCAACGAAUUCACAUAUGAACCACAUGUUUUAUUGGAAAUUCACACAUUUCAAUUGUGUUUACAGGGUCUUUCUAUUUGGAAGACUCUGGUCUUAGGUUGCUUCAGUAUUAUUUUUAUCAAGAGACAAAGAAAUAUUCUAUAUUUUACAAACAUCCCAAUAAAUGUUUAUACCCUUUAAGAAAUGUGUUAAUUUAUUGCCUGUAUUAUAUAGAGGAAAUUUUUUUUAGUUCAGUGUAAGAUCAGAAUAUAUUUCAUCGAGUGAGCACCGAGUGGUGCAGGCACACGUGAAAUAUGAACUUUUUGUGGUCACAAGGUGAAUAUAUUUCAAUCUUACAUGAAACUAAACAAAUUUUCUUUUUAUUAUAUGCAAAGAAAUGUUUAAAGAGAAAUUUUAACCUAGUACUAAAUAAAAAUCACGCCAAAUAAUAAUACAACGUGACAUCAUUUAUGACAUCAAAUCAUUAAGUUGGUUUCCAGUAAUAUGCACACUGGUUUCACUGAAGCAAGGUAACAGGCUUAAAUCCAAAACAGUGAAAAAUAUAUAAUUGAUAAUUUCACUGUUUCAAACAGUGAAAUAUUAGUUUUGUAUUUCACUCAUAUAUUUCUAAAAACCAUCGAAAAGCAUGUAAUAAAAACAGUGUCUUGCAUUUGUUUAUCUGUACUCAGUUACAUGUGAUACUCAUUAUUUUUGCCAAAGGCAAAGGAGGAGCAAACUGCAUUUUGAAAUAAAAUUUUGCAAUUAGUUCAGACACUAAUUGAAAGAGAAAAAAGUUCAGAAAAUGUAAAUGAUAGUUUAAAUAUUGACAGGCAAAUUUUAUUUGUACACGGAAGAAGGCCAUGUGAGAUGCUCAUGGAUGGUCAGAUGAUAAAUUUUGGUACAUAAUGGUGCAGGAAAUAUUAAUGGUUAAGAGGGUGGGAUUUUCCUUCAGCCAGUAUUGCUAGGCAGAAAGUAUACUUUGUCAAUGCCUAUGAUUUCAAGUUUUUGUAAACCUGAUUUUACUGAUUUAUUGUAAAGACUUGCCAUAAUGUUUAAAGCAUAUUUAGGUUUAAAUAAGCAAGUAGGUACAACAUACUGUUUCUACAUUGUCAUCUGUAGGACAAUAUAACACUGAUCUUGUUAUACUUAUACAGAGAUCGUUCAUAAGUUUUAUAUAUCUAAAUUGUCUUUGAAUUUGUCAUGUGUACAAAGAUCUUUCAUAUUUUUUUAUGUUGAAAUUGUCUUUGAAUUUGUCAAAUUAGUUUACUUAACCAUUAAUUGUAAAAAGAAAUACUUCAAGUUUAUUUUGUUUUAUUGAGAAAAUUUUAAAUCUUAUUUUUAUUCAUAUGAAAUAUGAUAAACAAGAUCAUUAUCUUUGAAGUUUAGCAAAGUUAGGUCUUUUUUAGCUCGACUAUUCGAUAAGAAUAAGUAGAGCUAUUGUAGUCACCCGAGCGUCGGCGUCUGCGUCGGCGUAACCACUUUUGUUAAAGUUUUUGUAAUAGUUCAAAUAUUUUCAAAGUCCAUUGACAUAUGGCUUUGAAGCUUUGCACACUUGUUCACCAUCAUUACCCCAACCUGUAAACAGGAGGAGGUAACUGUAUCAAGCAUUUUGACAGAAUUAUGCCCCUUUUUCGACUUAGAAUUUACGUUAAAGUUUUUGUAAUAGUUCAAAUAUUUUCAAAGUCCAUUGACAUAUGGCUUUGAAACUUUGCACACUUGUUCACCAUCAUUACCUAAACCUGUAAAAAGGAGGAGGUAACUGUAUCAAGCAUUUUGACAGAAUUAUGCCCCUUUUUCGACUUAGAAUUUACGUUAAAGUUUUUGUAAUAGUUCAAAUAUUUUCAAAGUCCAUUGACAUAUGGCUUUGAAGCUUUGCACACUUGUUCACCAUCAUUACCCCAACCUGUAAACAGGAGGAGGUAACUGUAUCAAGCAUUUUGACAGAAUUAUGCCCCUUUUUCGACUUAGAAUUUACGUUAAAGUUUUUGUAAUAGUUCAAAUAUUUUCAAAGUCCAUUGACAUAUGGCUUUGAAACUUUGCACACUUGUUCACCAUCAUUACCCCAACCUGUAAACAGGAGGAGGUAAUUGUAUCAAGCAUUUUUUUUUACUAUCAAGCACUAAGAAUAGUCGAGCGUUGCUGUCCUACCGACAGCUCUUGUUUGAGCCAAGGAAAUAUUCAGGCAAGGAAAUAUUCCAAAAAUAGGAAAUAAUGAUUGGCUGUGUUUUUAUGCUUCACAUUUGAUUAUACACAAUGUAGGUAAAACCACAACCAUAUUAUUGAUUUAGAUAAAGCAUCGGAAUGGCUUAUUUUGAUGAAGUGGUAGAAGUAUUAUUUUAUUUGCUGUCUUAUGUGAUAAGAUAACCUUGCUUGUACAGAUUUAAAAAAUUUAAUAAUUGUUAUGUCCCCUUCUUUUACUAAUUGAAAUGCUAUUGUUUGUAUAAUCAAUUUCAUUUACGUUUACAUUUACAAUUUAUGUUUUAAUAUAUUGUAAAUGAUUAUACUUAGUAUAGUAAAGAAUUUUAUCUCAACAUAUUUUCAAUAAUUGAUCUAUGUCUUAAUGAAUUGAAUAUUUGUAUUUUCUAGAACCAAAUAAGGCAAACUGUCUGCAAUUUAUGGUAAACAUUAUUACAGAUUUUUUUAGUUUCACCUUCGUUGUUAUUGUAAUAUUGUAACAUAAUAUUUUAGACACUUUUGUGUUUUGUGUUUAUUAAAUGACUCAACUAAGAUCAUAUGCUUAUGUUCCAAUUUUCACUUAAAAUGAACAUCUCUGUUUAAGAAUGGUCUCUGUUCAUUGACUUCAAAUCACAUCAUCCCACCACUGUACCACUGUAGGUUCCAGUCCUGAAAGAGAUUUUGAAUUCUUUCAUGGGAGGAUGUUAUUCAGUUAGAUUAUGAAACAAUAGUGGCUCAACUCAUAUGCCUGUUUACGCUUGAAACAAUGCAAAGGGGCAUACUGGUCUUUCACUACCAGCUGAAUAUACUUUAUAACCUUAAUAGUACUGAUGUGUUUUAAAAGAAAGGGAAAAGAAAGAAAACCAAAUGAUGGAAUGUCUGAAUAUGUAUUUCCCACCUCUUUAAUACUUAAACGGUUUUAUUUUUAGAAUAAAACAUUUGAUUAAAAAAAAAUAUUUUUCUAUUUUUCUUGUCUUAUUGUGAAAUUAGAACUUCUCUUUAAAAUAAUCUUUGAUCAAAUUAAUUUUAUCAAAAUUCAUCUGAUUUUCAGAGAAGCAUGAUAAAGUUUGUUUUUGUUUUGUCUUUCAGGACAGUCUUACAUAAUAACAUGAUAGUUGAAUAUCAUUAAAUGAUAAAAGGGAUGAGUUGCUGGAAUUUUAGAUUAUAUUUUUAAAUAUGAUUGAUAUAUGGCAGUUUGUUUUUUUGUAUAAAUUGCAGAUAUCCUAUUAUUGUUGAUGAAUAUGACAGCUUUACAAAGCUUUUAAGAUUUUAGUAAAAAUGCAUUUUCUAAAUGUGAAAUAAUACCACCAACUUUAUUACAUGUAGAUUUAUUAUAAUUUUUUUUACUUAAUUUAUUUAUUGGUGAAAUUUCAAGUUUCUAUAAAUGUAUUUACCAACUUUCUACUUCAGGUAAUGAAAUAUAAGAUUUUUCUUUAAUUUCUCUCCAUAUUCUUUGGGUCGGAUUUUGAACUAAAUUUCCUGGCAUUAGAUGAUAUUAACCAAAACAUUUGUACUGAAAGCUUGAAGGCCAAAGUUAAAACGGACGGCCAAGGGUUAAACUUAAAAAAAAAUCAUUAUUUGAAAGAAAGGUCAAGGGCACACAUUGUAUGUUAAAGUGACAUUAUGCUCAUAUUUUCAUAGUCAAGUUGAGCUGUAUUGACUUUUUAUAUCCAAAGAUUGACUGUUAAAAUGGUGUUUGACCAACACUUUAUUUUGGAAAAUGUUUAGGAUAAAAUAUAAAAUCUGUCUAAAAUAUAAAAAGAUUGUCCCACUCUUUUAUAAACUUAACAUUUCAGGUAAGUUCUAAUUGAUAUUUACAGAAAUUCCGUUUCAAUCUGGGAGUUAUCUAUUGUUUAUGUGAAAUAAAUUAUUAAAAUAAAUGGAAUUCUGGCAAUAUAAAAACUUAUUUUGACUUUCACCUGGAAGAUAUUUAUUGGUAGUACAUGUGAUUACCAUACAGGGCUAGGGCAUUUAAAUAUGACAGAUACAGGGAUUUUAUGUUGUGUUUUACAAAAUGAUGUAAAAUUGUGUUUAAUAAGGCAAAGUUAAGUUAUGUGUAAUAAAAAAGCAAAAAUAAAAGUUGAUAACUUC
Molecule: messenger RNA, 5390 nt
Organism: Ruditapes philippinarum (Manila clam)
Lineage: Eukaryota; Metazoa; Mollusca; Bivalvia; Venerida; Veneridae
Exons: 4
Coding region: 114-701 (195 amino acids)
Source: RefSeq, a predicted model, not a curated record